AUGUCUGGCGAAGUGGACUGCACGCCGGGUGCUCACGUGAAUCCGAACAUCUUUCAGCUCGAGAAGAAACCAAAGAAUGUGUUAUGUCACGAAAUUGGCGCCGGCUCGUUGUGCUUGAAGUGCGAUUGUCCUGGCCUGGAUUUGCACUACUGGAGGAAGAUGUGCAAGGUGUGCUCGUGCCGCAUGGACGAUCACGACCUGAUUCUGCCAAAGAAUAUGGAUCAUGGCCAGAUUGUCAUAGGUCGUUUGUUCGAUUUCAUCCCGGAAUUUGAAAGUAAGCUGCGACUGCGUGCUCCAUCCCCGCCAGCAUUACCCGCAACAAAAGCCGGCUGCUCGUCAAAUCGUGAGAAAAUCAAUCCGGGAUCGAUGUACAACGUAAAGUUGGAGGAUAGCACCGAGAGAAACAAGCUUUGCGAAUACACUUGGGUUCCAACCACUGAUAAAGUACUGGCCGAGAAGUACUUCAACGCUUUGCCGAAGAACGAACGUCCCAUCGUGGACACAGAGGGUGCGCUGGAUCGUCGACAUAAGCUGCAGUAUCAGUUACCGAAUCACGAUUCUGAUCCAUCCGCUGCGAAAUCACUGAAGACAGAGUUGGACCGGGAGGAGCAUGCAAAGUAUGUGGCAGUCGUUAAGCGCAAGGUUUGUUUGUUCUUGCUUUGCCCGUGCUGA
This is a messenger RNA of Gongylonema pulchrum, 672 nucleotides long. The record is from the annotation of a GenBank genome assembly. NCBI's taxonomy places the organism in Eukaryota, Metazoa, Nematoda, Chromadorea, Rhabditida, Gongylonematidae.